AUGAGGUACUGCAGAUGGCAAAUCGCACACAACGACGAAAGUGUUCGACGGGACGGUGCUCCAAGCGCGUACUUCCAGCGAGGAGCGGAACCAGGAAGACAGCCGCGACGGCGACUGCUAGAAAUUCCAGGAGAAAUUGAGUUGCUGCGUAAAUUCAGCAGAGGUGGUCGCAUCAAAGAGGACGAAAGGAAAGAUCUCAGAAAAAGCAACGGGCGUGAUUUUCCCCUCCCUCCGCUGAACAUGUGCAGUAGUUUUCGCAAAGGAAUUCAAGGCAGAGGAUCGGUGUUUGUGUUCGACUGCGUAUCUGUGCGCAAAUGGUCAACUGAAAUGUCUGAGAUUUAUCGUUUACGACAGCCGCAUGGCGUAGAAAAACUGACCCCUUCUGCGGAUGAGGACACCAUCGGCGCCAUCAGGCCGGCAGUAGCGCAACCGGGCAUCGGUCGCCUUCGCAACGCCAGCAGCGAUGGCACAAAUGCGCUACUGAACGGCACGGCGAAGGGGCAGAUGUGCCAGUGUGGACCUUCCCCUUCAUGUCAGCAUAUGUAG
Soboliphyme baturini is the source of this 546-nucleotide messenger RNA. The record is from the annotation of a GenBank genome assembly. Lineage: Eukaryota; Metazoa; Nematoda; Enoplea; Dioctophymatida; Soboliphymatidae.